This is a messenger RNA of Scatophagus argus, 7362 nucleotides long. RefSeq names its product ATPase phospholipid transporting 10A (gene atp10a). The coding region runs from base 306 to 4811 and encodes 1501 amino acids. Gene Ontology annotation, molecular function: ATP hydrolysis activity; ATPase-coupled intramembrane lipid carrier activity; ATP binding. Gene Ontology annotation, cellular component: plasma membrane. Gene Ontology annotation, biological process: phospholipid translocation. The transcript is spliced from 21 exons. The record is from RefSeq and is a predicted model, not a curated record. Lineage: Eukaryota; Metazoa; Chordata; Actinopteri; Scatophagidae.
AUCCACAUGAUUUACUAAUCAUCAGCCGAGCUGCGGAAAGUCAAAGUUAUGCCUCCUUACUAUCUCAGCAUCCUUUUCCAGCAAUAGGAAAAACGGAGAAGCUAAACAAGCAAAAGUUUUCCUCCGACUCGCUAAAAGCGGAGACGACAUGGAUGAAACGGAGCUGUUUGUGUGAAUGAACCAAAAAGACUGACGAAAACCGUCUUCACACGGUAAAAGAAUGAUAACAUAGCUAGCACUUUGUGUUUUGUAGAAGAGGACGCGAAAAACCUCAACUGUGGGAAAGUUUGAAGCAGGGACUGGCUAUGGCGCGGGAGAGCGAAGACCCCGGGAUGGUCAAAGAUUCAAAAGUAAAAAGGCAAAGAAAGAAGAAAACUAAGGAAAACAAAACCAGGAUUGUCCACGCAAACAUACUGUAUGAUCACACCAAAGGGGAGGAAAACCCAAACCGACACUAUGCAAACAACAAGAUUAAGACGACCAAAUAUACUGUGCUGUCUUUCCUGCCAAAGAAUCUUUUUGAACAGUUCCAUAGGUUCGCCAAUGUUUACUUUGUUUUCAUCGCUUUGCUGAAUUUUGUUCCAGUUGUCAAUGCUUUUCAGCCAGAACUUGCUCUGGCUCCUGUCGUCUUCAUUUUGUCUGUCACUGCCAUCAAAGACUUAUGGGAGGACUACAGGAGACACAGGUCGGAUAAGGAGAUCAAUCACAUGGACUGUCUGGUGUACGGCAGAGCGGAGAGACGCUAUGUGGAGAAGUACUGGAAGGAGGUGCGGGUGGGAGACUUCAUCAGGCUGCGAUGUAAUGAGAUUCUCCCCGCCGACGUCCUGCUGCUCAGCUCCAGUGACCCUGACCGCCUGUGCCACAUCGAGACCGCCACACUGGACGGAGAGACCAACCUCAAGCAGAGGCAGGUCGUCCGCAGCUUCUUUGACCUGGAUUGUGAUUUUGACCCCUUAAAGUACAACAGCAUAGUUGAAUGUGAGAAGCCCAACAAUGACCUGAACAGAUUCCGAGGCUACAUAAUCCAUCGAAGUGGCAGAAGAGAUGCACUUUACAAAGAAAAUCUGUUGCUGAGAGGCUGCACCAUCCGCAACACAGAAGAGGCUGUGGGAAUAGUCAUUUACGCAGGUCACGAGACCAAAGCCAUGCUAAACAACAAUGGCCCACGAUACAAGCGCAGUAAACUGGAGAGACAGAUGAAUGUAGACGUGUUCUGGUGUGUCAUCAUCCUGCUGGUCAUGUGCCUGUUUGCUGCUGUUGGUCAUGGGCUUUGGAUGUUUCAGUACGGAGAUAAGAGACCUGUGUUUGACGUUCUCAGUCCAGAGGGGACAGACUUAUCACCCAUCAUGUCUGCUAUUUAUCUCUUCCUUACCAUGAUCAUCGUCUUUCAGGUGUUGAUACCCAUCUCCCUUUUUGUGUCGAUUGAGAUCGUCAAGAUCUGCCAAGUGUACUUCAUCCAUCAGGACAUGGAGCUGUAUGACGAGGAGACAGACUCUCACCUGCAGUGCAGAGCUCUUAAUAUCACUGAGGAUCUUGGUCAGAUGCAAUACAUCUUCUCUGACAAGACAGGCACGCUGACGGAAAACAAGAUGGUGUUUCGCCGCUGCACAGUGGCAGGGGUGGAGUAUUCCCAUGAUGCCAAUGCUAGAAGACUUGCUAUGUACCAGGAGAUGGAUUCUGAGGAAGAAGAGUGUACAUCUCAUGGUGGCACCCUGCCCAGACGGGACAGCGUGACCAGCCACCAGAGCGCCCGGGUGGUGCUGCGCUCCCAGAGCACAAAGUCCCACCGCAGGACAGGCAGCAGGGCGGAGGCCAAGCGAGCCAGCAUCCUGUCAAAGCACACAGCCUUCAGCAGCCCUAUGGAGAAAGAUAUCACCCCUGACCCUCAGCUCCUCGACAAAGUCAAUGAAUGCAGCAGUCAAAUGGACUUCAUGCGCUUCCACAGCCAGCCCAUGUCCCAGCUGCCGUCUGACCUCGCCGACAUCAUUGAUUUCUUCAUCGCACUCACCAUCUGCAACACGGUGGUGGUGUCUUCCCCCAACCAGCCAAGGCAGAAGGUCCGGAUGAGGUUUGAGCUGAAGUCCCCAGUUAAGACCAUUGAGGACUUCAUUAAACGCUUCACCCCCAGCCGAUUGACCUCUGGCUCCAACAGCAGCAGCUCCUCCAGCCUCAUCACCAAUCGCUCUUCCAACAAGGGAUGCUCCAGCUUGCUGUCGUCCCCCUCUGCAGAGAGCACGCUCACUAAGCUGGACGAGGAGCGGGCUCCCAGGGGCCUGGAGCACGCCUUCAGUCCUGUCCCACCAUGCUACGACGGAAAAGCGUGGAACCCGGAGGAGGGCGAACUGCGCUAUGAGGCCGAGUCACCCGACGAAGCUGCUCUUGUCUACGCCGCCAGGGCCUACAAGUGCUCCCUCGUUGGACGCCUCCCUGACCAGGUGACCGUGGAACUGCCACACCUGGGGAAGUUGAGCUUUGAGCUGCUGCACACACUGGGCUUCGACUCCACCAGGAAACGCAUGUCUGUGGUGGUUAGACACCCUCUGACGGAUCAGAUCAUUGUGUACACCAAAGGAGCAGACUCUGUCAUCAUGGACCUCAUCAAACCUCCCGGCACAGGAAACUCCAAGGGGAAGCGUCAGAAAAAGAUUGUCAGCCGGACCCAAAACUACCUGAACCUGUAUGCUGCAGAUGGCCUUCGUACACUGUGCAUUGCAAAAAAGAUUCUGAGCAAGGAGCAAUAUGCCUGCUGGCUGCAGCAUCACCUGGAGGCUGAGACGGCCAUCCAGGGAAGAGAGGAGCUGCUGUUUGAGUCGGCCCUGCGACUGGAGACAAACCUCCAACUUCUGGGAGCAACAGGCAUUGAGGACCGGCUGCAGGAUGGUGUUCCUGAAACCAUAGCUUCCCUGCGGAAGGCCGGCCUGCAGAUAUGGGUGCUGACGGGUGACAAACAGGAGACAGCUGUCAACAUUGCGUACGCCUGCAAGCUGCUGGAUCCUGAGGAGGAGAUUCUGACAUUGAAUGCUGAUUCUCAGGAGGCAUGUGCAUUGCUGCUUGAGGAGAGUUUGCACUACAUCCAGGCCAAAUUCCUCUGCAGCUCUACAGACCAAACCACCAAGGCCUUCCACAGUAACUUUGCACCCUUUGAGAUCUACCCCUCCUCAUCUCCGUCCUCCUCCUCAUCCUCCCACACCGCUCCCUUCAUGGUGCACCGGCUGGGCCUAGUGAUUGACGGGCGUACUUUGGCCUAUGCCCUGGAUAAGAGUUUGGAGGAAAAGUUUCUGGCUGUUGCGCGGAGCUGCCGUUCUGUGCUCUGCUGCCGCUCCACGCCGCUGCAAAAGAGCAUGGUGGUCAAACUGGUGCGCAACAAGCUGAAGGUCAUGACACUAGCCAUAGGUGAUGGGGCCAAUGACGUCAGCAUGAUCCAGGUCGCGGACGUGGGCGUGGGCAUCUCGGGACAGGAGGGCAUGCAGGCAGUGAUGGCGAGUGACUUUGCUCUCCCACGGUUCCGGUAUCUCCAGAAGCUCCUGCUCGUCCACGGACACUGGUGCUACUCCCGAUUGGCUAACAUGAUUCUCUAUUUUUUCUACAAGAAUGCUAUGUUUGUAGCGCUCAUCUUCUGGUAUCAGUUCUACUGUGGAUUCUCAGGUUCAGCCAUGGUUGACCAGUGGUAUCUUAUCUUCUUCAACCUGAUGUUCUCUGCUUUCCCACAACUCAUCACUGGCACUCUGGACAAAGACGUGUCAGCAGAGACUCUCCAACAACUACCUCAGCUCUACGUGAACGGCCAGAACUCCGAGGAAUAUAAGCCAUAUAUGUUCUGGAUGAACAUGAUUGAUGCCUUCUACCAAAGUCUGGUCUGCUUCUUCAUUCCAUACUUUGCCUAUGCUGACUCUGACGUGGAUCUGUUUACAUGGGGCACACCCAUCACCACCAUCGCUUUAUUCACCAUCCUGGUGCAUUUGGGCAUUGAGACCAAAACCUGGACCUGGGUGAACUGGCUGUUUGUUGCCUUCAGUAUAGCGUUGUUCUUCACAGUGGCUCUGUGUUACAAUGCCUCCUGUCCCACCUGCUACUUGCCCUCUAACCCGUACUGGACCAUGCAGAGGCUUCUCCAGGACCCCCUCUUCUACCUGCUCUGCUUCAUCACGCCUGUAGCAGCCCUGCUGCCCAGAUAUUUCUACAGGGCGUGUCAAGGCACGCUGUUUCCCAGCCCGGUCCAAGUUGGAAGACAGUUGGAUAAACUCCCUGCUGAAACCCGCAGGAACAUCCUCAGCCUCAGCAGGGUCAAGGUGGGGUCACCACUCAGCCCCAAGCCUUCCUUCCUGUCCCUCACUAAGCUCUCCCCUAAAGGCUGCAAUAAAAAAGACCAGCGGAGCUUCCCCAACUCCAACACAUCACAGGGUCCUGUUUUACAGACGGAUGAACAGAGCAGGAGAAGCCCGCUGCGGCCCACAGACGCCGACAAGGGCCUCUCAGAUCCCUACACAUUAGUUUCUUCAGAAAUAGACACUCUUCCUUACACCAAAGACGUCCCUCCACUCUCGGAGGACUCUCAGCCUCCGUACACCAAGGACUCAGAGUGUCUCGAUAAAACUUUAGAGGCGUCAAACCUGAGUCUGUCCAGCUGGAUCACCUCCACGCCUCUGCUCACACAGACAGACAGCGUCCAGCUGAAUCUGCCCCCUGACGGAGACUCCCAGCAUGUCAAAUACACAAGGAACUCCGAGGAAAGACUCAAGUCUGGCUACACCGUUCAUCCAGCACAAAGGACAGAGCAGGUGGCAGAACAGUUGCUGCACACCACCUUGUGAUGUCUUACAGUCUUAAGUAUGUCACUUAAAUGUCAAUUUGCACGAUAGUUUUUUUAAAAAUAUAAUUUUAUUGUAUUUUUCAAGGAGAUUCUUUUAUUAAAGAUACAAAUAGGUACUUCAUAUUUUGGAUGUUUAGAGCUAAUGCUAAUGAUAUGAGGUUUGGGAGAUGGAAGAAUUGGAAUAUCUUCCGUUCCUUUCAGAAAUCCUGGGAGGUUUUCAUAUCACAAAGAUGCAUCUCAGUACUGGUUCAGGUUUGGAUGUAAUGAAGAGCAGAGCAGAGUAGAGACAUUCCACUGGGAGAACUGGUACUCUGCUCAUUCUUUCAGCAUCCCCUGUAAGUGCAUUAAGACCUGGAUCAGAUGCCACUGUGACCUUGAAUCAGUGUUGAUAUUACCUGAGAAGUUUUAUAUGAUUUAAUCUCCACAGAAACAUGUUUCAGUGCAGAUUCUCAAUAGCGGCAUUGGAUCACUGCACAUUUCAGUCUUGUUGCUGGACCUUUUUUUUGUGUUAGAUUCCAAAGACUGAAAAGUGUGUUUAUAGCUGUUUGGUUGUACAGUACAUUCCACUGAAUAAUCACGAGAGCUUUUGAGUUUAAAUAUAAUUAUGCAUUAUCAUCAAGAAACUUUAUUUUCUGUCUUUAUACAGCAAGAUUCUGCCAGAAGUGAUGCUCUGAGUGCUUGUGCACACAUAGGUGUGCGUGUGUGUGUGUGUGUGUGUGUGUGUGUGUCCGUUGACUCAUUGGAUCUGUUUUAACAGUGCCAGCCAGUUUCACAUUUAAAGAAAAGUUAGACCUUUUGUUGAAUACAUUGAUUUGCUUUCUUACCAAGAGUUCAAGCAGAAGAUUGACGCCUCUCAUGUCUCCAUUACAUAUGAAGUUAAUGUUACAGUUAAUGCAGUGCAUUGUAUAGACUAGAAAUGGAGGGAAACACCUAGUCUUUCUCUGUACCUCUAAUAAUUAAUAUAUCUCGUUUGUUUAAUUCGUACACUAACUUGAGUCUUGUCGCAGUCAAUCAGUGGAAACUACAGGAAGUCCACCAUGUAACAAAUAUUUCAUUUCUAUGCUUCAGUUUUUGUAUGGAUUAAAAAUCAAAAUAUUGCGCAUCCGUUAGUGAGUUUUACAAGUGCUAGUGAGCAGAUGAAGCUAAAACUGCUUCUAGCUUUGGCUUCAUAUUCCGCACACAGACAUGGCGGUGGUAUCGGUCUUCUCCUUUAACUCUCACUAAGAAAUCUAAUAAGCAUAUUUCCUACGGUGACAAACUAUCCUUAAGCACUGUACAGUAGGCUGACAACACUCUACCAUCACAUUUCAUACACAGGUUUACUUGAAGGUCCUUUUUUUACACAGUUUACUUCUUGCGCUGAGUUUAUUUCAGCCUGGUUGAAUUAGUUCUGCUGGUGCACAGCUGCAAGCCAAAAGCUCAGUGGUUAAAGUAAUUCAUUCCUAAACGUAGAAGAGAUUUAGAUUUGCACUUUGAAAGCAGUAUUUUAGAAUUGUCAUUGAGUAUUGUUGGUGCUGGUGGUAUGUUCCCGUGUUGAGACACAGUAUGAAAAGGAUUUUUAUUUUCUUUCACACCUCUGAAAGGAAUCAUGAUGUAGUUGUCAUCAUGCACACGCUAACAACCAAAAGUAUGAAAAAUUGGAAAGAUGCUACAGUUUGUUCAAUGGUUAAGCAUUUAAAGCAGCAGCACCUUUAAUAUUUUAUGAUUGUUGUAUCUCUUGUCUUAUUGCAGUACAUUUUUGUAAAGUCGAUCAUUUACCAAAGAUCAUUUAUGUAUCUGUAUUUUCUAAGCAAUACUAUGUGCCUUAACACUGGAUGAGUAAUUACAAAUCUAAGAGUUUGCUUACAGUGCUGAAUUCGUAUUUGUUUAAAGCUGACAGCACAUCUUUGUUCACUGAGGAGCAUUUUGUGUCGGUGUAGAUGAUAUUUAUGAGGCUACAUGCUACGUGUUUUGUUUUUUUUUUGUUCUAUCCUCCUCUCUGUUUUUGCACAUGGUGCCUUUUUCUGGCCCGUUGUUCACAUUCUGACUCCUCAGUCUGUCCACUCUGUUUUAUAGGUUCUGUCUGUUCUGUGCUUUUGGCGUCGCACUUUAUGUGCCAGAAUGAAUCUCAAGCGUAUUCACUGUUGAAUUCCAACAUGCCCGCUGUCGCAAAGUCCUCACAGGAACGUUCGCUCUCUCCGCAAACGGCCUUGAACAUAUCUGAGCUCAAUUUAUUGCUUAUUCUUUUGUUUUUUGGUUAGAAAGCGAGUUUCAUGUUUUUAUGUUGUAGAUGGGAAAAUCAUCUGCUGUUGAGUUCAGUAUCAUUCAAGGUAGUAAUCAAGAUAUCCAAGAGAACCAAGAGGACACAAAGUUCUCAGUCUAGUGUCUCUGGGGAAAUGGGUUGAAGCAAGCUGGAAACACUGAAGAGCUUCAGCCCACAACAGCAGCAAAAACCAGUGUGGAAAAACUACAUUUUAAGUUUUUGUUUUCUUACUGGUGCUUUGUUCUUUAAGUAAUUGGAGAUUACUUUCACCAUGGCUACUUUUGAACAAAAUAAAAGUGAUAAAGUAUUU